AUGGAUUUGGGAGUCUGGGUCUCACUCACCAUCCUAGGCCUGCAAUAUCGCGAGGGGCCGCCAGAGGGCGCCGAAGGGAGAGCCUUCCAUAGAGUCCCGAGGCCUCUCCAGGCGGGACCGGAAGUCGAAGCCUUACCGGAAGUUUGGGUGCCCUCAUCCAAGAUGGCGGCGGCGGUGGAAGUGCGGCUGCCUGUGGCUCGGAAGCGCCUGGCGAAAGGCGACGGGGAAAGGGACUUGGUGGCCCCCGGAGACACCAUCACCACCGACCCGGGAUACAUGAGGGGCCACGGGACGUAUUUGGGGGACGAGAAGCUGAUUGCCUCGGUGGCCGGACUGGUGGAGCGGGUGAAUAAGCUGGUCUGCGUCAAAGCCCUGAAAACCAGGUAUAACGGUGAAGUCGGAGACAUUGUGGUGGGGCGCAUCACUGAGGUUCAGCAGAAACGUUGGAAGGUUGAGACCAAUUCCAGGCUGGAUUCGGUGCUGCUCCUUUCCUCCAUGAAUCUUCCAGGCGGGGAGCUGAGGCGGAGGUCGGCUGAGGAUGAACUGGCCAUGCGCGAUUACCUGCAGGAAGGAGACCUCAUCAGUGCAGAGGUCCAGGCGGUGUUUUCCGAUGGGGCCGUAUCAUUGCACACCCGGAGCCUGAAAUAUGGGAAGCUCGGCCAGGGGGUCCUGGUCCAGGUCUCCCCAUCCCUCGUGAAGCGGCAGAAGACCCACUUCCAUGACCUGCCUUGCGGGGCUUCUGUUAUCCUCGGCAACAACGGCUUCAUCUGGAUUUACCCGACUCCUGAACAGAAGGAUGAAGACGCCGGGGGCUUCGUCACUGACCUGGAGCUGGUGCCAUUGCCAGAUCGGGAAGUCAUCUCCCGCCUUCGGAACUGCAUCAUGGCCUUAACGGCUCAGAAACUGAUGCUCUACGACACUAGCAUCCUUUACUGCUAUGAAGCAUCCCUUCCUCACCAGAUCAAGGAUCUACUGAAGCCGGAGGUGAUGGAGGAGAUCGUGUUGGAGACUCGGCAGAGACUGCUGGAACUGGAGGGGUGAUGGCAGAGUGGUUGCCUUCAAGAAGAUGUUGCCCUUUUCUCUCUUCCCAUGAACGUUGGACUUUGUUGUGGUUAUAGAUUAUGUCAGAUGAAAUUAUUUGACGAAGGAAGUUUUUGAUGCCGGUUAGAACAAACACACAUGCCCGGUGGAGAAUGAUCAACCUCUUCUUGUUCACAUUUCACAUCUUCUGGUGUCCUGUCCUUCACCUUGGGCUACCACUCUUGCACAUUAUUGCCUCCAGACAUGGAAUUGUGUUGGUUUUAUACUUUGGAAGUAUUGACUCAUUGGUUUGAGUCUCCUUUCUUAUUUGCUUCAGCCCUUCAGGUGUUUGGAUUUCAACUCCCACAAUUCCUCGCAGCCUCAAGCCCCUUCCUUUUUCCACUCAGCCACCUAAGUAGAAAGGGAAAAGGAAAAUUUGGACCUGGGACAUACUCUCCUGUUACCCUUCCUAGAGUUUUUAUGAUACUGCAAACUCUUCUAAAGUCAAUUCCAUGUAUAACAUAACUAUAUGGUAGGUAUUUUUUAAAAAAUAAGCCUCUAUUUUUUUUGUAUUGGAAGUACUUAAACGCAACCCAGUAAAUGUUUUUUUUAAAGAAAA
Messenger RNA from Anolis sagrei ordinatus, 1639 nucleotides. The record is from RefSeq and is a predicted model, not a curated record. NCBI's taxonomy places the organism in Eukaryota, Metazoa, Chordata, Lepidosauria, Squamata, Anolidae.